Lasiosphaeria miniovina is the source of this 2231-nucleotide messenger RNA. RefSeq names its product general substrate transporter. Gene Ontology annotation, biological process: carbohydrate transport; transmembrane transport. Gene Ontology annotation, cellular component: plasma membrane. Lineage: Eukaryota; Fungi; Ascomycota; Sordariomycetes; Sordariales; Lasiosphaeriaceae. The record is from RefSeq and is a predicted model, not a curated record. Gene Ontology annotation, molecular function: carbohydrate:proton symporter activity. The transcript is spliced from 3 exons. Bases 362 to 2077 code for a protein of 571 amino acids.
CACAAAUGGCACUUUUUGGGGUCUUGGCGCCGCCCAUUGGACGGUGCCGCAGCUCUGGGCCGUGGUUGACAGCAGGGAUCGGGGGCCAUGUGCCCGUAACAAAGCUUGGUAUCGAUUGCUUCUUCGCUCCAUCUGGCUCACUGUUCAGUGUGACAUCAUCGGCCCUCAACAGCAGACCUCUUUGCAGAUCACCACCAACAAGCAAUAAAGUGUCUAUUUAAUCGCACCGCCAUGGACCGACCGCCCCGACCUUUGUUUCUUCCCCGCAGUUCCCCAGGUCGUCAAUCUGGAUCGGACCGAGCGAGGAAUAAACCAUAAUUAAGACUAAACCACACUCACACGCACACGACAAGCCGUCGAGAUGGUUUUCGGCAGAAGGUCAAUCCGCAUCAAUGGCGCCGACUGCGGCGUUGAGGCGCUGCUCCUCGGAGCUAUUACGUCUGUCGGCGGGUUCCUGUUCGGCUACGACACAGGCCAGAUCUCGGGCAUGCUGCUGUUCACCGACUUCAAAAACCGCUUCGGGCAGGUCGACAAUGGCGACGGAACCAAGGACUUUGAGCCCAUCAUCCAGUCGCUCAUCGUCUCGCUCAUGAGCAUUGGCACCAUGCUUGGCGCCCUGGGCUCGUCCUACACGGCCGACUGGCUGGGCCGGCGGAAGAAUCUCAGCUUUGGCACCGUUUUGUUUAUCAUCGGCAGUAUCAUCCAGCUCACGGCCGUCAGCAGCUGGGUGCACCUCAUGAUGGGCCGUUUCGUGGCGGGGCUUGGCAUCGGUGUCUUGUCUGUGGGCGUGCCCAUGUUCCAGUCCGAGUGCGCGCCGCGUGAGAUCCGUGGCGCCGUUGUCGCCACAUACCAGCUCAUGAUCACGUUUGGCAUUCUCAUCUCCAACAUCGUCAACUACGGCACGCGCGAGAUCGAGGACGAGCCCGCCUCGUGGCGCAUCGUCGUUGGCCUGGGCAUCGCAUUCUCGCUACCGCUGGGCUUGGGCGUGUUCAUGGUGCCCGAGUCGCCGCGCUGGCUGGCGGCCCGCGAGGACUGGACAGGGGCGCGGUGCGCCUUAGCGAGGCUGCGCGGCAUGAAGGACGAUCUGAGCCACGGGCUCGUCGAGGACGACAUGCGCGAGAUGCGCGAGAUGAUCGAGAAGGAGCGCAACGUCGCUGUCGGCACCUGGAAAGAAUGCGUCAUCCCAAAGAAGAACGGUGUGCCCAAGCAGGUUUACCGCACCUUUCUGGGCAUGGCGCUGCAGUUCCUGCAGCAGUACACGGGCGUCAACUACUUCUUCUACUAUGGCGCGACCAUUUUCCAGUCGGCCGGCGUCGAUGACCCGAUCCGCGUCCAGCUCAUCCUCGGCGCCAUCAACGUCGCCAUGACCUUUUACGGCCUGUACAUCGUCGAGCGCUACGGCCGCCGCAUGCCCCUGUUCAUCGGCGCCAUCUGGCAGGCCGCGUGGCUGGCCGUGUUUGCCGCCAUCGGCACCGCCCUCCCCCCCGAGAACAACAAGGCCGCCGGCAUCGUCAUGAUUGUAGCCGCCGCCAUGUUCAUCGCCUCGUUUGCCUGUACCUGGGGCCCAAUAAUCUGGGUCGUCAUCGGCGAGACCUUCCCGCUGCGCACCCGCGCCAAGCAGGCAUCUCUGGCCACGGCGACCAACUGGCUUGGAAACUUCAUGAUCUCGUUCCUCACGCCGCUCGCAACCAGCGGCAUCUCGUAUUCGUACGGCUUUGUGUUCGUCGGCACCAACAUCGUGGCGGCCCUGGCCGUGUGGUUCUUCCUGUACGAGUCGGUCAGCCUCAGCCUCGAGAACGUCGACUCCAUGUACGGGCAGAGCAGCCUCAAGCCGUGGACGUCACGCAAGUGGGUACCCCCUGGCUAUCUAUCGCGCAUGCAGCGCGACGACGAGUACUUCAACCGCCACGGCAACGGCCAUGCCACUGGUGUCGAUGAUGACGAGCAGACCGUCGUGCCGAGCAGUCGGCCCAGUGCUGCCGUGGAUGCCGAGAAGAUCAGCCACGGUGUUCACAAGGGGUCGAACGAAGACAUUCCUCGUGAAUCCCACGAGGAGAAGGUCAACAAGGUUGUGUGAUCGAAGACAAAUGCCAAGUCGCAACGAAAAGGCGGUUUGUAUGAUAUGGCUGGUGUCGCUUGUAAAUUAUGCCCGGCGUUGAUGAGCGUUGGACUAUCUGCAUUUUUAUCUCUUCUUUUUUGGGUAGGGUGCAUCGGAGCAGGUUCAUCGGAGC